CUCCGAAAUAUGAAAGGGCAAUGCUAGUUAGUGCGCAUUAGUGUGUCUACCGAUCACAGAGUAUAGUUGCUUGAGUAUAGUUUACCUGCCAAACGUGUAUCUAUGAUUGCUCAAGUUUGUAUACUCGUGCUAUCUUCGUUGUAUUUCGCUAAUUUUCAUGCGAUAUUGAGUCUAGUUGGAAAUACGAAGUAUUUGCAUAGUGUAUACAAGUGCGCAUUAAAGAAGGAGUUAUGGGGGACGCAGCGAUGAACGUCGCAGCGUCCGGUGGCGGCGGUCAGCGUGUCGUUAAGGAAGGCUGGCUGCAAAAACGCGGAGAACAUAUAAAAAAUUGGAGGUCAAGAUAUUUCGUUUUACGGGAUGAUGGCACAUUAGUUGGUUUCAAAGCUAAGCCAGAUCAACAAAUGGCAGCUGCAGCACAACCAUUGAAUAAUUUUACUGUUCGUGGUUGUCAAAUUAUGUCUGUAGAUAGACCUAAACCUUAUACUUUUGUUAUAAGAGGUUUACAAUGGGCUGCUGUAAUAGAAAGAACAUUUCAUGUAGAAACAGAACAAGAAAGAGAAGAUUGGGUAGCAGCAAUUAGAUAUGUAGCUGCUAGGUUAGCAAGUGAAAAACAAUCUCAACAACAAUCUACACAGAUGCAACAUUCAUCAUCAUCUGAAGAUGUUGAUAUGGAAUCUUCAGGAGGUGGUAGGUCAGACUCUUGUGGAUCUGUUGGAGUGGUAUCUUCGGAUGUAGAUGGUGGCAGUAUUGAUGAACUUUCUGCAAAAUUUAGUGUUCAAGGAACUUCUAGUAGUAAAAGUACAGGAAAAAAAAAAGUUACUCUUGAAAAUUUUGAAUUUUUAAAAGUUUUGGGAAAAGGUACAUUUGGAAAGGUAAUUCUUUGUAGAGAAAAGGCAACAGGCCAUUUAUAUGCUAUAAAAAUAUUACGAAAAGAAGUCAUUAUUCGUAAAGACGAAGUCGCGCACACACUUACUGAAAAUAGAGUAUUGCGAACCACAAAUCACCCGUUCCUAAUCUCCUUAAAGUAUAGUUUUCAAACAGCAGAUAGGUUGUGCUUUGUAAUGGAAUAUGUGAAUGGUGGAGAAUUAUUCUUUCAUUUAAGACGGUCUCGUGUAUUUGGAGAAGAUCGUACUCGAUUUUAUGGCGCUGAAAUUAUUUCAGCCUUAGGUUACCUUCAUUCGCAAGGUAUUAUCUAUCGUGAUCUCAAAUUAGAGAAUCUUCUUUUAGACAAAGAUGGACAUAUUAAAAUAGCUGACUUUGGAUUGUGUAAAGAAGAUAUUACAUAUGGAAGAACGACGAAAACAUUUUGUGGAACUCCUGAAUAUCUUGCACCAGAAGUGUUAGAAGAUAAUGAUUAUGGACGAGCUGUAGAUUGGUGGGGAGUUGGUGUUGUUAUGUAUGAAAUGAUUUGUGGUCGAUUACCUUUUUAUAAUAAGGACCAUGAAAAGCUCUUCAUGCUUAUUGUAAUGGAAGAAGUAAAAUUUCCUAGAACAAUCAGUAAUGAAGCAAAAGAUAUGCUUGGUGGAUUACUUAUAAAAGAUCCAAGCAAAAGAUUAGGUGGUGGACCUAAUGAUGCAAAAGAAAUAAUGGAUCAUGCAUUUUUUUCAUCAAUUGAUUGGUCAGAUCUUGUACAGAAAAAAAUUCCUCCUCCUUUUAAACCUCAAGUAACAUCAGACACAGAUACUCGAUAUUUUGAUAGUGAAUUUACGGGUGAAAGCGUAGAACUUACGCCGCCUGAUCAAGGAUUUUUAGGUAGUGGAGGUGGUUUAAAUUCAAUAGCUGAAGAACAAGAGCAUUUUCCCCAAUUUUCUUAUCAGGAAAGUCACUCGGCAGCAACUUCUUCCAUUGUUUCCAUUAAUCACUGACAGUAUCAAACGUUUUCUUUGUUCACAUAUUGAAAUGUAAGGCUAAAUGCAUGAAAAAGUCAGAGACAUUCGAUUUUAUGACGAAUAUUCGUUCUUUUGUCUACUAAUUUGGAAGAAUUUUUUGUUAUACAGAUAAAUUGAAAUAUUAGUUAUUUUCUCUAAUUUAUGAUGCUUUUUUAUGCAUCUUUAAAAGGUUUUAACACAUAUCUCCAAUGGCAGAUUAGUGUGGUUGCGUUUACGUGCGCAUACAUGCACAUACUCAUUGAAAUUGUACAUGAAAAAAUUAUGUACCAUAAGAUUCAAUUAAAUUAAUAUUUAUACCUGCUGAGUAGGUUCGCGGUGAUAUAAUGGGGAUUGAAUGUUAAUUUAAAUCGAAAGCAAAAUAAGAGAGAUAAAAGCUUGUCCCCUAAAUUAUGUUACGCUAUAAAGAGUGGCAUGUUUCUUCUAUAUUUGGAGGAACGAUAUUUGAUAAUCGUAGCUACAAUUUUUUUUUUUAAUGACAAUAUUAUUCGAUAUUUUGGCUUCGUUGUCGAUUCUAACGUAAUAAUUUAUAAAAAAGCAGUUCCUUGUUAUUUUUUUCUAAAUUUAUUAGUCAAAUAUUAUAACAGAAGCCAACAUAGCAAAUUACACUUGACAAGGAGCCAGUCAAUGGACAAAUGGAUUCUCCAUUUUAAAAGUAGAGGCAUAGAAAUAUUAACAGCUUUAAUUGAAUUAUUAUGUAUAUCAGAAAUUUAUAGCAUUAAAAGAAAGCGUUUCUUUGUUAUAUUAGUACUCAAAUUCGGAAAUAUUCUUUUUCCUUAGUACGAAUCGUAUUAUUCAUCAUAUAUCAUUGACAAAUAAUGAUUUACUGUGAGAAUCAGAUGGAAAUAUGAAAUGCUACCCUAAUAUUAUAUUAUUAAUAUUAUAUGCUAUAAUGAUUAUAUAUACAUAUAUUUAUAUUUUAACAAUUAAAGGAUUAUAUUGUACGUAUGCAUUAUUAAUAAUUUCCAUCUCAUUUGUAAUUAGCAAAUUUUUGUAGUUUAUUCGUUUCUAUGCAGAAAGGAAUAGGAAAUUUUUUAAAAUAGAAUGAAAGUAAAUUGUCUUUAAAGUUGGUAGAUAUGCAAUUUUGCUAUUUACCAUAAAAGAGAUACAAAGCAGAAAAGAAAUAUUUAAAUAUUGUUUUAAUUCAUCCUAAAUUAUAUUCUAUAUUUUAUGUUUUACAUAUUUUAUUUAUCAAGAAGAUUUAAAUUGUAUGCUGGUAAGAUAUCAUCUUUUAUGAGCCAAACAUGGUCCAAAACAGCACCUUCCUUGUCAUCGGAUACCUGUAAAUGACAAAUUGUAAAAUGAAUUACAACAAACAUUCCUUGUA
Apis dorsata (giant honeybee) is the source of this 3213-nucleotide messenger RNA. It is a transcript of the gene Akt, whose product is annotated as RAC serine/threonine-protein kinase. Gene Ontology annotation, biological process: protein phosphorylation. The record is from RefSeq and is a predicted model, not a curated record. The coding region runs from base 231 to 1865 and encodes 544 amino acids. NCBI's taxonomy places the organism in Eukaryota, Metazoa, Arthropoda, Insecta, Hymenoptera, Apidae. Gene Ontology annotation, molecular function: ATP binding; protein serine/threonine kinase activity. The transcript has 7 exons.